GUCCCCCGAAACAUGAUAAAACGAGAGGCUGCCUUCGCCUGCGCCCUUUGCCAACAUGCACACGGAGAGCGGAGCCGCUCACUGCAGCACUACAACGCCCAGCGUCGCCGCCAGUGACAGCGAGGCAGUGUAAACACAACUCCAGGAACAUGAAAAGAUCGGGUGACAGUGAGGGGGAGAAGAGAAGAAAGAGGCGGAAGUUACUUCUGGAGUUGGGAGACCAGAAGAUUCCCUUCCUGGGACCUUCAGAACGAGGCUUUCAGCAGCUGUGGGACUCCAGCUACUCUGGCCUUGUUCUAAGGAGAUCCUGCUCGCUGCCUGCUGAGCUCCAUGGCAGAGUACAGGCAGCUCUGCUCACACUGAGAACUAAGGGCUGUCUUCUGAAGGAUCUGGUUCGCGUUCGAGACCGAGAUGUGUUCACCGCCGUGUCACGGGCUCUUGUGGGGGAGCCCGGCCACACCUAUCGCUAUCUGGACACGCGGCUCUUUGCCAUCCCUUGGCACAGUGAGGACGCUGAGGUCAAAGGACUGAACUGUUGUGACCCCGACUUGAGAGCUGCAUGCAAAGCAUUGUGGGAGCUUAACACCUUCUUCUGCUCUGAUGUGUCUGAUCUGAAGGAAGGGGACAGGCUCACGCAAUGUUUGAAGGCGGAGGUCGAGGCCACACAGGGUAAAGAGGGGGACACGGAGUCUAAGCACAGCGAAGACUCAAAGAACAGUGAAGGAGGUGACUCGGAAUCCAGACAAAGUGAGGAGGGGGACACGGAGUCCAAGCACAGCGAGGAGUGGGACACUGAGUCAAAACACAGUGAAGAAGGGUGUGCAGGGUCAAAACAAGAAGGAGACUGGGAGACUGAGUCCAGACACAGCAGUGAGGAGGGAGAGUCCUCCCAGGUCAAACCAGGUGGAGCCAGUGUCUCACAACUGAGUGAAGGGAAAGUCCCUACCUGGGCGUUGAAGCCCAUCACUGGCACAGAGGCUGACCCAGUGGGACUAGUGGCCCGUGGGAAAUCUGCGGCCAAGCUAAAGUUCAGCAUGUCAGAUGACCACAUAGAAGACAAGGAGGAUCAGGAAAGUGUGCAGGGCUGUUCCCAGCCCAGUCCACCACAGGUAUGCACUGGUCUGGACAAGUUCAAUGUCACCCUACUCAACUACAUGGAUCCAGCAGCUAUGAGCCAGCUGAAAGAGGAGCCAUACUACGGAAUGGGCAAAAUGGCAGUGGGGUGGCACCACGAUGAGAACCUUAUCACUCAUUCACCGGUGGCUGUUUAUAGCUAUAGCUGUCAUGAUGACAAAGGUGGAAGCGGCGAGGGCGGCAGCGGGCAGAAGACGUGCUGGAGGGUUGGGCUGAAGGUAGCCUGGGACAUCCACACACCUGGCCUUGUACUGCCAUUGGAGUCUGGAGACUGCUAUUACAUGAGAGACGACCUGAACAGUACCCAUCAGCACUGCGUCCUAUCUGGAGACAAUGCUCGCUUUAGUUCCACGCACAGAAUGGCUGAGUGUUCCAGAGGGACCCUGACCUACAUCCAGUCACGCUGCCAAGAGGCCCUGUCUAACCUCCACACUGACCCAGAGACAGGCUCCCACAGCCUGCUGGCCCUGCUGCCGACAACGCUACAGCACUGUGAGGAGAUUCACAAUGAGGUGGAGUUUGAGUGGCUGCGACAGUACUGGUUUCAGGGACAGCGCUAUGCCCGCUUCUGCAGCUGGUGGACCAGACCAAUGGAGCAACUUGAGAAAGACUGGAGGCUCAUGGAGACCAUGACUAUGCUCUUCCUGGCGUCAGUGGAGGAGGAGGAGGGCAGGGCAGGCGAGGGACGGAGGGAGAUGGCAGAAACCCUGCUGUCCGCCUUGACAGAUAGACACCAGCAAAGACAGACAUGGAGAGACAGGGCCCACUGCAGUAAGGAAGCAGGAAGAAUCCAAGGGCAGGAGGAGUCGUUUAGUUCUCAGCAGGUGUGGCUGCGUGGGCCAGGUGCACACGGCGCUGCGUCACAAGGUGUCACUCCAGCCUGGCCCAGACGUUACCGCCUGAGGAGGCUCCAGUGGACCGACCCUUCUGGGGCACGGAUGACCCCAACAUGCCGCUCCCCUUUGAUCUGGCUGACAUCAUCAACAGAGUGGAGUCACUUCUCUGGAGGAUGUGAAGGAUGGAUAGAUGAAGACAAGAUGAAAUACCUACCAGCUUUUUCCGAAUGGCCCCCCUAUUUGCUGAGGGGACAGACAACUGACGGCAUCUCUGUUGUGAUCUCAUGGAGACUGAUACUCUUUUGAGUGGGGCAUCUACAUCACCCCUUGGGCCACCCUCCCCCCCCCUGACCACCCCAGCUCACCCUGGCAUCGCGGCGUCUGUAGCUUGGAUUUGGCUAGAAGGAACCCAGAGCUCCACAAUAGAACCAGAAUAGUGCUUCAGUAACAUGCUAACAACACAGGCUUAGCAACAAGCUGUUAGGGUCACAAAUGGUCUAACAAAUACUAAGUGGAACCUGCAUUUCAGUGUUAGCAUACAUUGUGCAACUGCAGUAUUUAUUAAUUCACUGUACUUUGUUACUUACUCUCAUGUAACCCAGUCAUGCUUUUAUCAGUGGAUUGACUCAUUCUUCGUAGUCCCAGUUCAGUACAUACACAUAUAUGCUUUCACACAGUGUUAUAAUACAGUAUAGAAUGGUAAAAAAAAAAAAAACAAACAAAAAAAAAAACAACGAAAUGGUAUUGUAUAGUUUAAUCCUGCUUAAUGUGUUCGGAAGUGGAAUGAGCUUGGAAAGAGACCAAAGAAAGAUAUGACAAAAAAAAAAGUUCUGAAUGUUUUUUUCUUCUUUUUUUCUUUCUUCUGUUGACGUUGCAAAGGUGCGCUUGUGUAGUAAGUGUAGCGUGGCAGUGUGUGUGUGUGUGUGUGUGCGUUUGUCAUCAUGUGACGAUACAUGUGAUCAGUCGCCGGUUGCGUGUUUGUGCAUGCGCACGUUGCCUCUCCCAUGUGUCUACAGGAGGGUGUGUGUGUAAGAAGGUGAUAGAGUGCGUGUGUGUGUGUGUGUGUGUGUGUGUGUGUGUGUUAGCCUGUAGGCAGCCUGCCAGUUGUUUGUUCUUGAAGACGUGCAUAUGGAGAAACAGAGACUAGCAGCAGGGCCCCUCUGCCUCUGCUCUGAUGAAAGGCAACACUGAUAGAAUGACCUGGAACAUAACCGCUGUUUCUCAUAAUUACAGCUGUUCAAUCGCUUUUAAUUACUCUUAAAGUGUGUACAGCACCACAUUCCCCUGUAAUGCUGCAGGCCAUCUGAGAAAGUGAGAGAAAGAUCCAGCGCUUCUGACAAAAUCCACUUUCAAAAAAAACAACUAAAAAGGGUGGAAAAGGGGGCCAACGUCAAAGCAGUGUAGCAGCCCUUACUCGUUUGAUUUCUCUCUCUGUCAUGAUGAAGUAGGGACGCUGUUUACUACUAAAAUUGUAGAAUACGCUCCUUUUUCUUUUUUUUUACUUCUGAAGUUUUUUUCCAAGAUGUUAAUGGUUGCCAAAUGCUGUUGUUGCUGCUUUGUUUUUUUUUGCUGCGCCUCUGUUGUUGUCAGAGAUUUGUUUGUAGAUCGGCAGUAGCAUUGACUCGUUUGAAUCACUCUGUGCUCUCUUCGCCACAGCUUGUCAGUCUAAAGCAAUAGGAAUGGCAGUAAUUAAAAACUGUGUUUUAUCCAAUGA
Molecule: messenger RNA, 3684 nt
Organism: Solea solea (common sole)
Lineage: Eukaryota; Metazoa; Chordata; Actinopteri; Pleuronectiformes; Soleidae
Gene: fto
Product: FTO alpha-ketoglutarate dependent dioxygenase
Exons: 12
Coding region: 150-2276 (708 amino acids)
Biological process (GO): RNA repair; regulation of multicellular organism growth; DNA alkylation repair
Molecular function (GO): broad specificity oxidative DNA demethylase activity; mRNA N6-methyladenosine dioxygenase activity; ferrous iron binding
Source: RefSeq, a predicted model, not a curated record